UUCAAAUAUACAUCCAACAAGAAAUAAUCCUUGCAAAUUCAUGCAUAAUUUCUUUCUCAACUCUCAACCGACAACCUCAAAGUUAUCAUAAUACUAGUUCAUAAUUACUUUUACCAAAUAUUCGUAUUAGUUUGACAUGCAUUUUUCAAAGAAUUUAUAACUAAAAAAUUAUCACAAACGAAACCUUGGAAAUUUUUGCAAUUGCAAUGAUAUGGAAGAAAUAUGUAGACUUUACAUUCCUUAGCACUGAUUCACUUCUAAAAUGUUCUCCCGCUGUUUCUGUACUUUCAGUUUUAAGUAACACUGCAAAUCCAGUUCUCAUAAAACUUCAUCAUCUUCAAUAUUAUUCCCAUUAUUCUUCCUCGCCUUCAGUUCCAUUAUCCCAAAUCAACGUUGAAGUAAUUCAUGCCACGAAAAUCAAAGAUGGUUCGGCCCAAAACUCCUCUAGUAGUAACUAUUUAUUAAAUCUUUACACAAAAAGUUACCAUUUAGCUUCUGCACAGAAACUGUUUGAUGAAAUUCCUCAAAGGGAUGUUCGAACGUGGACGAUACUCAUUUCGGGUUUUACUCAAUAUGGGUGUUACAGAAAUGCAUUAUGGUUGUUUAUUAAGAUGCAAAAAGAGGGCAAUGUUAGUCCUAAUGAGUUCACUUUAUCUAGUGUCUUGAAGUGUUGUUCUAGUGUUAGUCACGGGCUUAGAUUGGGCAAAUCUAUACAUGGGUGGAUGCUUACUGCUGCAGUGUAUUUGGAUGUUGCUUUGGAGAAUGCUGUACUUGAUCUUUAUGUCAAAUGUGAGGCCUUGGAUUAUGCGAAACGGUUCUUUGAACUGCUGGGUGAUAAAAACGCGGUAUCUUGGAAUAUAAUGCUGGCAGGAUAUUUGAGUAUAGGAGAUAUGGAGAAGAGUGUAAAGCUUUUUAAAAAGAUGCCUGAAAAGGAUGUUUCGAGUUGGAAUACAAUCAUUGAUGGGCUUAUGCGACGUGGAUUUGAAAAGGAUGCCCUUGAGCUCCUAUGUCAAAUGACCUCAUGUAGGCCUUCAUUUAACGAAGUUACGUUUUCUAUAUCAUUCGCAUUAAUGUCUUCACUUAGAAAUCUCGAAUUAGGGAGGCAACUCCAUGGUAAAGUGAGGAGGUUGUCAAUAUAUGAAGACACGCUUGUAAGGGCCUCACUAAUUGAUAUGUAUUGCAAAUGUGGUCAAAUGGAGAAGGCUUCUAGAAUUUUCCAGGAGUUACGCCAAGUUGUUGCCGAAGUACAACAUUCACAUUCUGUUCCAUGGAGUACAAUUGUAUCAGGUUAUAUUCACAAUGGAAUGCUGAAAGAUGCUUUGGAAUUUUUUAGCUCCAUGGUGCGUGAUCAAUUGGAAGUGGAUGUGUUUACGCUGUCAAGCAUUCUUAGUGCUUGUGCGAAUAGUGAGUUUUUGGAACUUGGGCAGCAGAUUCAUUGCUAUGUCCAAAAACUUGGACACAUAUGGGACAUAUUUUUGAUUUCAGCAAUUAUUGACAUGUAUGCCAAAUGCGGAAAGUUAAAUUCUGCUUGGUUGUCUUUUGAGCAAACGCAAACUCAGAAUAUCGUGGUGUGGACGACUAUGAUAAACAGUUAUGCUAUACAUGGAAAAGGAGCAGAGGCUGUUCAGCUUUUUGAGCUUAUGCUGAAUCAGAGGAUUGCACCAAAUGAAGUAAGUUUCGUUAGCGUUUUAACUGCAUGUAGUCAUGCAGGUUUGGUGAAAGACGGGUGCAAGUAUUUUAGGUUGAUGAACCAAGUUUACGGUAUCAAGCCUGGUGUCGAACAUUUCACUUGUAUGGUUGAUCUUUUUGGCCGAGCAGGUUGUUUAGAGGAGGCUUAUGAUUUCAUUCAUGAGAAUAGAAUCUCUAACAUGACCCAAGUUUGGAAGGUACUAUUAUCUUCUUGCUUGGUUCACAAAAACGUAAAGAUGGCAAGACGUGUUACUGAGAAAUUGCUAGAACUUCAGCCAAGGGAAGACAGUCCUUACAUUCUGUUAUCAAAUACUUGUUCAGACAAUGACAAUUGGGAUGAAGCAUCGAAAAUAAGGGUCCUGAUGAAGGAAAUGAAAGUUAUGAAACUCCCAGGUCAAUCAUGGACUUAGUUGACAAAUGAAAUCCAGAAUUCCACAUGAUUAUAAGGGAAAAAUCAGAUAGAUUCAAACAAGCUGCCGUGCAACUGAAGGACACCCACCUUUGAGAAUGACAUAAAUUUGGGAAUGCAGGAAGCCGAAGAAAAGGAGAGGAGCAGACACAUUUGUGUACACCUUUAAUCACUAGAUAUCACAUUUGGUGAGCCUUUACCCAGUUUAGAACCUGAAUUCUGGUGCAAUAUGUUUGAUGCUGACUUUACAGUUCGAAGGCUGAUGGAUUGCUCCCGACACAUACAGAGAUUACAAGUUAAGCUGGUGAUAGUUAAGGAACAUCAACUCAAAUCUUUUUGGAUAUUUCUUGGUUUAAUAUAUGGUUGAUCAUGUCAUCAUUUGUCUUUUUGAGAGGCCAAGAACAAUAAUUUGGUCAGGUGACUUUGUGAAUGACUACUGACUGUUUGCCUCAAAUUGUCUAACCUGACUUCAAUUGGCAUUGCAAAAUCUAACCAGAGGUAAUAACUCUCAGCUUUCUCCAGCUCAUUGGAAAUUCCAUGCUCCAAGUACAUAAAUGUAUAGCUCUUCAGGAACUGUAACUUCUAGUUUGUCCUUUCACUACCUGUUUAUAGUGUCAAGAGAGAAUGCUUGUGACGAUUUACACUGAUGCUCAAGCGUUUGGAAUUCACAGUUAUGUGCAGUAAGUCAUUUCUGUAAAAUCUACCCUUCAACUUCUAAUUUCUCUUUAGAAAUAUCCUAUUCUGCUGUAUGAAGAUGUUAAUAUAUUUCUGCCUUGCAUUUUAUUUGAUGUCUACAUUCACAUCCCGUGUAAACUGAGUCCAA
Molecule: messenger RNA, 2921 nt
Organism: Nicotiana tabacum (common tobacco)
Lineage: Eukaryota; Viridiplantae; Streptophyta; Magnoliopsida; Solanales; Solanaceae
Product: pentatricopeptide repeat-containing protein At5g27110-like
Biological process (GO): RNA modification
Molecular function (GO): RNA binding; protein binding
Source: RefSeq, a predicted model, not a curated record